Sphenostylis stenocarpa is the source of this 1263-nucleotide messenger RNA. The record is from the annotation of a GenBank genome assembly. Lineage: Eukaryota; Viridiplantae; Streptophyta; Magnoliopsida; Fabales; Fabaceae.
AUGGCUGUUCACUCUCUCCUCCCCCUCUUACUCCUCUCCCUUCUCGCCGCGGUCUCCGCCCACAACAUCACCGACAUUCUCGCCGCCGAUCCCCAGUACAGCGACUUCAACAACUUCCUCUCCCAAACCAAGCUCGCCGACGAGAUCAACACGCGCCAGACAAUCACUGUCCUCGCCCUCACCAACGCCGCAUUCUCCGCCGUCGCCGCCAAGCACUCCCUCUCCGUCGUCAAAAAUCUCCUCAGCCUCCACAUCCUCCUCGACUACUUCGACAACACCAAACUCCACCAAAUCACCAAUGGCACCACGCUCUCGACCACACUCUACCAAACCACCGGCAACGCCAACGGCAACGUUGGAUCCGUCAACAUCACCGACCUUCAAGGCGGCAAAGUCGGGUUCGGCUCCGCGGCUGCCGGCUCCAAGCUCGACUCGACUUACACCAAAUCGGUCAAACAAAUCCCCUACAACAUCUCCGUCAUCGAAAUCAGCGAGCCAAUUAUAGCGCCGGGGAUCCUCGCUGCUCCACCGCCCUCGUCCGAAGUUAACAUUACGGCUCUCAUCGAGAAAGCCGGAUGUAAAACGUUCGCCUCACUCAUCUCCUCUAACGGACUCGUUAAAACGUUUGAGUCAACGGCGGAUAAAGGCUUGACUAUUUUUGCUCCUAAUGAUGAAGCGUUCAAGGCUCGUGGCGUACCUGAUUUGAGCAAGCUCACCAACGCUGAAAUAGUCUCGCUCUUGCAGUACCACGCCACUGCGCAGUACCUUCCGGUUGGAUCUCUCAAAACCACCAAAAACGCUGUCAACACGUUAGCCUCCAACGGUGCCGGGAAAUUCGAAUUCACAGUUUCCGCCGACGGCGACUCUGUCACGCUCCACACCGGCGUCCACAACUCCAGAAUCGCCAACACCAUUCUAGAUUCCACUCCGCUCUCGAUUUACUCCGUGGACAGCGUUCUCCUUCCAACUGAGCUUUUCGCGAAGUCGCCAUCGCCUGCUCCGGCGCCGGAACCGGCUAGCGCCCCUACUCCAUCUCCAGCACCAACUCCUGCGGGAGCGCCUUCCCCGCUUCCGGCGUCGCCUCCGGCUCCUGCCGGAGAGACUCCAGCUGGCGCUCCGGCGGACGCGCCCUCUUCUGCGGCUGAGCAAAGCAAUUCCUCCGGCAAGAGUGACAGUGUUCACGUGAAAGCUUCUGCGGUUCUCACUGUUACAGUGACUGCUUUGUCCGCUUUCGUUAUUUCCACUUAUUUUAUGCAGUUUUAA